This is a messenger RNA of Phytomonas sp. Hart1, 1086 nucleotides long. The record is from the annotation of a GenBank genome assembly. Lineage: Eukaryota; Euglenozoa; Kinetoplastea; Trypanosomatida; Trypanosomatidae.
AUGUCUUCUGUUCUUUUUGCCGAACCCAUUCUCUUUGGGGCGGAUGAAAACAUUAAAGACAACGUCUUCAUCGCCUCGGCGCAGGUCGAGAAGGCCGAAGCCCUGAAGGACCAGGCCCUCGUCCAGGAGCUGCUGCACGAUCUCCGCGCGCGCAUCCGGGCAAAAGGGGUCGACGCGCGGAUCCUCCGGCUCGUCGAUGAGCCGGACGGGCGCAGGGUCUACGCCACAAAAGGCGACGCGGUCUUCCCGAAUAACGCCAUUUCCUUCCACAAUUUCACCACCCCGACGGGUGAGGUGAACCGGCGGGUGGUCUUUCUCUACCCGAUGAGCCCCUGCCGCCGGGGCGAGCUGCCGGAGGAGCAGCUCCUCGCAAAGCUCCGCCGAUCGGCCGCGGAAAAGCGCAUCGAAUUGGUCGAUCUUCGCGGUUUUGAGGGGGAGAAUCGCUGCUUGGAGGGGACCGGUGCGCUGAACUUCUCGCAUGACGGCCGUUUCGUCUACAUGUCGCGCUCGGGCCGCACGGACGACGCCCUCCUCGACGUCAUCUGCGGUGCGGAGUAUUUAAACAUCCCGAAGGAGCGGCGGUUUGUCUUUUCCUCGGCCACCCCCCGCGCAGAAGGCGGUGAGGACGUCAUCUACCACACCAACGUGGUGGGGUGGUGUGGAAAGCGCAUCGCCGCCUGGGCCCUCGACCUCCUCCGCUUCGAAUCCGACAACGCGCAAAAGGCGUUUUAUGAGCACCUCCUCCGGGAAUACGAUUGCGUGCUGAAGCUCAGCGUGCGGGAGAUCCAAAGCUUUGCCGGAAACGCCUUUGAGCUCACCGGCCGCACCCCAGAUGGGGCUGAGCUUCCUUUUAUUUGUAUCUCACAAACCGCGCUGGAUAACCUGGAUCCGAAAACCCGAAAACUUCUGGAGCGGUGGUAUGGUCCGGAAAACGUUUUGGGAUUUCAGGGUGACGUCUUGGAAAGACGUAGUGGCGGUUCUAUUCGCUGUACUAUGGCCGCAUCCCUUACAAUAGGCAGCGAAUUCCCUUCAGCUUUGGAGCGCUCUGUUCUAGAACACGUUGGGAUUGUUGACUGCCCGGAGUAA